AUGCUAUUCGCUACAGUCGAAAUCAUUGUCUAUCCGAACACUCACAACUACAAAGCCGGCAUGCUUUUCUUUAGUUUUACCGAGUCAUUUGGAUUGAGUGGUUCAAAAACUAAAAAUUUUCCUUUAGUUGGUUACACAUUCGUUCAUUCUGCAACAAUGUCCUUAUUAUCAGUUCAGUUUAUCUAUAGAUACUGUUUAGUUUUUGAUGUUAAUAAACUACAAUGCUUCAAAGGAUGGAAAUCCGUGAUCUGGUAUAUUUACUGUUCAUUUUUUGGUUUUCAAUAUGCUGUAUUCUUUCUUUACUGGGCGCACGAUGAAUUUUCACCUGAAUACUUUCGAGAAGAAGUACUACUUCGUUAUAAUGCGAAUAUCUCCAGUUUCCCUGCAAUAUCCUGUGUUGCUUACGAUCCAGUUGAUGGAUCAGUCCGUUGGUGGAAUGUUAUCGGAAUUAUAAACGUAUGUUCAGUUAUGAUCGUUCAAUAUGGGGUCAUGAUCUACUGUGGAUGGUCUAUGCAUACAAAAAUGGCAGAUAAAAUUAAACAUUUCUCAAAGAAUCUGAGAAAACUUCAUGAACAACUUUUCAAGACCUUGGUUCUUCAGAUCACUGCCCCCACACUGACUUUGUUUCUCCCAGCCUCUUUGAUAAUGCUACUUCCAAUCUUAAACUUGGACAUUAGCAUUCCAUCUGGAGUAAUGUUGUGUUCCUUCACACUGUACCCAGCUUUGGAUUCCAUCAUUGUGAUGUUCGUCGUGUCGGAAUACAAAACAACUGCAAAGAAGGUCUUCAAAGUCAUUGGAAAAACUAUUGUUGAGUUCAAUCAAUCGAGAAAUUAG
Molecule: messenger RNA, 834 nt
Organism: Caenorhabditis remanei
Lineage: Eukaryota; Metazoa; Nematoda; Chromadorea; Rhabditida; Rhabditidae
Exons: 5
Coding region: 1-834 (277 amino acids)
Source: RefSeq, a predicted model, not a curated record